Molecule: messenger RNA, 1803 nt
Organism: Penicillium oxalicum
Lineage: Eukaryota; Fungi; Ascomycota; Eurotiomycetes; Eurotiales; Aspergillaceae
Product: F-box domain protein
Exons: 2
Coding region: 1-1803 (600 amino acids)
Molecular function (GO): protein binding
Source: RefSeq, a predicted model, not a curated record
AUGUUGCUUCGUCUUCCCACCGAGCUCAUCCAGCUCAUUCUCCGGAGCUGCGAUGCACGAACGUACCUGAACCUCGCGUAUUGCUCGCGCGAUCUUUUUGAGAUGGCCACCACCAGUCGAGAACUGGUGAUGCACCAACUUCAACAGGUCCCUGGUCGCCCCGAUGAUGAGGAGCUGACCCAGCUCUCUACCCCCAAGCUGGCACAGAUCCUCAGAGCUAUCGCACAUGAGCAGCUCUUUGGAGCCGAGCACUUUGCGAAUCGAAAGCUCAUCGGGUUUGGAAACAAACGGCUGAAGCCACAGGCUUGCUGUUUGAAAAUUCCGUCCAUGCACAACACGGCCUUACUGGUCUUUUACGACGAUGAGGCUGUCUACCUGGCGAACGUGACCAAGGGAAACGUUCACAUUACUCGACGGCUGGAGUUCCUUGCCCAACGACACGGCACGAUUGAUGUGCUGUACACUGUCGUCAACGCCAGUGGUGUCUGGGUGUUGCAUCGCUUCAAGCCUUUCGUGGACCACAGUGUGGACACGAUGCACCCUUUUGUCGAGCAGGCGAUCAAGGCUUAUCCUGAGGGCCGUGUCCAUCUGGCUUUCUACCCGCUCAAAGAGGAUUCCAAUACCGUGAGUUUGUACGACUUCCCGGAUGAGAGCGAGUACGAUCCUAUCGCUCUGGCGGCAUACGGAGACGAGAAAUUCGCCAUCUCGUGGCAGCAUCGACAAAGGACGGGGGAUCACCAUGUCAUCCUUUAUUUCUCCGAAGUUUUUGACGGAGAUCAUGAUGAAGACGAGGAUACUGAAAUGACCGAUGACGGCGAUGACGAGGUGGACCAUGGAGAUAUGGAUUGCGGUGUCAGUAGCGUGAGCAGUGUCAGUGGGGAUGGACAACCCCCUCAAUUCCGGCCGGACGACGACAUCGACGAGACAUCGACGGAAAUAUCCGAGACGAGGCCGAACAUCAUUCGUUCUUUUCACCAAGCCUACACUCUCACUUAUGUCGACCCUGGCCAGUCCAGCCACCGGUCUUUGCUCUCCUAUGGACCCAGUACACAACUCACCUUUAAUGACUACGGGACCCAACUCCUCCAGUUUUCCCGGGGAAGCACGUUGUUCAGAUUUUUUCAAAAGGUGCACAACAUCUCGACCACCCUCCAACCGCUGGGCGCCCACGCCAACUCCUGCGUGGCGAUGUAUUCGCCCAACCUCGCCCUGUCCUUUGUCAUCGACAUUCCCUUCUACGCAAUCCACCGGACUGGACCCGAGACUAACAUUCCCGGAACAUGUCACUGGCAAUACCUUGCCGUGGGGAUCGCCACACACCGUGUCGAGCAAUGGACCGUCGCAUGUCUUCUCACGUCAGAGUCCAAUCCACAAGACUGGCACUGCUCUCACGAAAUGAAUGUCCAACGAGGCCGACGCUUCAACGAUUGGGCUGUCGUCGCCCAACUCGGUGGAUUCCGUGAAGCAGACACCACGCAUGGGUCAUUGAUCGUGGCCUCGCCAAAUAGCACGCGCGUGGCCAUGGCUAGUUGGAAGACCAUCACUGUCUGGGCUCUGGAGCCGCGUGUCUUGGUUGACCGGGAGAGCGGCUACUAUCCCGCAUCGUGGACGAAUGCGGCCAGGUUGACGGAAUUGCAACCUGCCUCGAUCGACGUGGAUGCGGUGUGUCUGCAAUUGAAGUUUACCGAGAAUGAGAAUGAGCUCGUCGCAGUGACCGAUCGAGGACUGAUGUUCUUGGAUCUUCGACCAUCUGGGCAGGGCACAUUGAUCGUUGAGCAGCGGGAUGUGUCGAGAGAGAGCUGA